Molecule: messenger RNA, 6730 nt
Organism: Cydia strobilella
Lineage: Eukaryota; Metazoa; Arthropoda; Insecta; Lepidoptera; Tortricidae
Product: solute carrier family 12 member 9
Exons: 20
Coding region: 194-2989 (931 amino acids)
Biological process (GO): chloride transmembrane transport; potassium ion homeostasis; chloride ion homeostasis
Cellular component (GO): membrane
Molecular function (GO): potassium:chloride symporter activity
Source: RefSeq, a predicted model, not a curated record
UCCGACUUUGUAUUGUAAUUUGUAUUAUCAAUUGAAUUCGUAUUUCCGUGCGUAUCAUCGUUCUCGCAAAGAUAACAAACAAUAUUUACACUCGGAAACAAAGCUAUGGCUUCAAACUGCCAUUAUAGCGAUGUUCAACAGCUGUACCAAUAAUUUGACGCCCCAUUAUUGAAGAAACCAUACAAAACCACCAAUGGCGGAGCCUCUCAGCCCGCUGUCACCCGGCACAAACCGCGGGGCCCGAGGCUUCAUGGGCUCCCUGCGCGCGCGGCUUGGUCGCACACCAGCCCCCAGAUCUGCCGGAGAAGGAUAUGUGGAAUUCGGAGAGUUCCGUUCAGAGCGGCCCGGCAUCAAGAAGGUCGGGACCUUCGCUGGGGUCUUCUGCCCCGUCGUGCUGUCCAUGUUCAGUGCUCUGGUCUUCAUCAGAAUGGGGUACCUGGUCGGCAACGCGGGUCUCCUGGUGACCUUGGCGCAGUUCCUACUGGCCUACCUGAUCGUGGUGUUCACCGUCACGUCCAUAUGCGCCAUCUCCACCAACGGCGCCGUGGAGGGGGGAGGGGUCUACUUUAUGAUAAGUCGGACGUUAGGCCCCGAGUUCGGAGGCGCCAUCGGCACUCUAUUCUUCUUCGCGAACGUGGUGUCGAGCGCCCUCUGUAUCUCUGCUUGCACGGAGGCGCUGGUGGAGAACUUUGGACCUCACGGAUACCUGAUCUCCGACAACCAGCCCGCGCUACCGGACGGCGACUGGUACCGGUUCCUGUACCGGUCCAUCCUCAACGCCAUAGGGUUGUGCGUCUCGCUCGCCGGGGCGUCGCUCUUCGCACGCACGAGUCUGGCAAUAUGGCUGACCGUGGUAGUGUGUUUGGGGAGCGCUAUGCUGAGUUUCUUCAUAACGGCUCCGGCACUGAUUGAGCGCCCCGAAUCCAACACACUAACCAACGUGACCUACUUCAACUAUACCGGUCUCAGCAGCGCCACUCUACUGUCCAACUUGUAUCCGAAAUACGGACGGGAUUAUUCCACUACGCACGGAGAGUUUGCUGAUUUCGCUUCUGUUUUUGGUGUGCUGUUCACUGGCGUUACUGGAGUUAUGGCUGGGGCUAACAUGAGUGGUGAACUGAAGAACCCCGCCAGCAGCAUCCCCCGUGGAACCCUAGCGGCGCUGCUGUUCACGGCGCUGUCGUACGCGGCGCUCUCCGUGCUGACGGCCGCCACGUGCAGCCGCGAGCUGCUGCAGAACAACUACGUGUAUCUGCUGCCCGUCAACAUCUGGCCGCCGUUCAUUGCUGUCGGUAUGUUGAUGGCGACAUUUUCCGCCGCGCUGUCGAACCUAAUAGGGGCAUCUAGAGUGUUGGAAGCUCUCGCUAAGGACAAUAUUUAUGGCUUCCUCCUCCGGCCCGUGGUGUCCCACUCUGGAAACCCAGUGCUAGCUGUCAUAGCGUCCUGGCUACUAGUACAAAUAGCCAUAGUGACCGGUUCACUCAACGCUAUAGCCCAGAUCAACUCCGUCUUGUUCAUGACUAGCUACUUCGCUAUUAACUUGGCGUGUUUGGGACUGGAUUUAGCCGGUGCUCCUAACUUCAGGCCGUCCUUCAAGCAGUUCUCGUGGCACACGUGCGUGGCGGGGCUGGCGGGGAGCUCGGGCGUGAUGUUCUCGUUGCGGCCCGCGCACGCAUGCGGCGCGGCGCUGGCGUGCGCGGCGCUGGUGCUGGCGCUGCACGCCCUGUCCCCCGCCGCCGCCUCGCCCGCCUGGGGCAGUCUGAGCCAAGCCCUCAUUUUUCAUCAGGUCCGCAAGUACCUGCUCCUGCUGGACCCGCGUCGCGAGCACGUGAAGUUCUGGCGGCCCCAGAUGCUGCUCCUCAUCGCCGCGCCUCGCCAGCAGGCGCCGCUCAUAGACUUCGUCAAUGACCAGAAAAAGGGCGGCCUAUUCGUCCUCGGACACGUCCGAGUCGGCGAGCUGGACGGCAGCGGCGACCCUCUGGCCGAAGAACACAAAUAUUGGCUUCAGCUUAUUGAUCACCUCAAGGUGAAAGCAUUCGUAGAACUGUGCCUAGCGCCCUCUGUACGCAGCGGAGCGGCACAACUCACUCGCCUGGCCGGACUGGGGGCCAUGAAGCCCGACACGGUGCUGCUGGGGUUCCGGGACCAGGCGCCUCCGAGAGACUUCUUUAGAGACCCCAACUCCCCCUACAAGACGGAGCAGUUCGACACGGAGACCGGCGACGUGUUCCCCCUCCGCGGCGCUGACUCGAAACUCAGCGCUCACGAAUACGUGAGGGUCGUCGCUGACGUGCUCAGCGUCAACAAGAACGUGGGGCUGUGCAGGCACUUCCAUAAGCUGGACAUGGCGGCUGUUGAACGGAAGUCAGCAGCGCUGAAAUACAUUGACGUAUGGCUCGUAGAGCCUUUAGCAGCGCACGGAUGUUUCACAGUGCGAGCAUUAUUUGCGUUGCAACUCAGCGCUGUUGUGCGCUCAGCGCGUGGUUGGAGGCACUUGCAGUUAAGAGUUUUUACCAAACCGGAGCCUGAACAAGGUGUAUUAGAAGAGGGUAGAACGUUACCAGUAAGCGAAGACGCAUCCCUAGACCCCAGCAUAGUGAACGUAGCGCCAGGCCGGCCUGUGCAGGAGCGACUGCAGCAUCUCCUGCGGCUGCUGCGGAUUAAUGCCACGGCGCAUGUGAUAUCGGAGUGGCCGGCGCCGGACGAGACGAGCCGGUGGAUGUCCGACAACUCGGACCACUCCAUAUACCAAAGAGUGCCUCUUACUCACCUGCAGAGGGUGAACAGUAUAAUCAGGAGUCGCAGCGGCAGCGAGACCGCAGUCACCUUCCUGCAGCUGCCCGAGCCGCCGCCGCUCACCGCAGAGCUGAGUGCCGCCGACAACACCAUCUGCGGACAAUAUCUACAGGUUCUAGACGAAUUUACUAAAGAGCUCUCCCCAACGAUACUGGUGCGAGGACUGAAGCCAGUCACCUCCACAGCUCUGUAAAUAUAGGACAUAUGUGGUAUUUUCUAUAAAAAGGGACCUUAUUGUACUCCGAUAUAAAUACAAUGCCGCGCAACGCUGUGCGGCGUAAGCGCCAUCGACAAUAAGGUCCCUUUUCAUAGAAAAUGCCCCAUAUAUUAUAUUAUAGCGAAAUGACAGUUUAAGCAAAGAUAAAUGAUUGUAUUAGAUGUGUUAAGUCUAAGACAAAUUUAUACUUCGAAUUUGACAGCUAAUGUAUCUACAUCCGCUGAAGAUUCUAACGUGGUAAAAAAACGAGUUACUGAAGUAUUAUUAAGUCGAAUAAACGCUCGAAGUGUUUCGAUCCAAUUUUCGAGAAUUCUCCACACACACACACAUACACACACACACACUCAUUGUUUAGUUCACGUCGCGCCCUCGACCAGUGAAGUCGUUGCUCCGAGAAGAAGAUCCUCGAAAUUUAGAUUGUAACAAGUCGAGCAUUUAUUCGACGAGAUUAAGUGAGGAAUCAAUCCAUUUAAAAUAAUUUUGAUAUAUUCGAAUCUGACGGGAGUUUUAUAGUUGUAAUGCGGAAAUUCUGUUGGGUAAUUAGAUGUAUAAUAGUUAUUUACGAUACAAGUGCGGAAAAGAGGAAAUUCGAAACGAGUUGCGAAUUACCUAUUCGCACGUGUAUCGUACAACGUUUUACAGUACAUAUGGCCCUUUAAACUUUCGACAUACGCACGAAGAGUGCUUUUUUACGCACUAGUGCGAGAAAGUAGCACCAUAUGUACUGUAAAGAUAGUUACCUACCACAGAAUACAUGGCGCCGUAGGUAAUACAGUCCAACCCCCUUAUUCAUAAUACUUUAUGGGUCUGAUUUAGUUAAAUUAUGUUUUAUCCCUUUCUUACAAAUAUAGAAGUCAAAAUGACAGAUAAAGACAAACGAUUCAUAGCUAAUUCAGGCCAGUAACGCGUUUAUAAAUAACGCCAUAAGAAUUAAUUUCCUAUCCAUUUUGUACUUUGUCGCAGUGACAAUAAUAUGAGGCUCUAGCGACUUUCAUAUUGAUUGUCACUGUGACAAGGUACGAAAUGGGUUGGAAAUUUAACAUUUUUGACUGUACAGCGUCAUGUUCUACAGCUGUCAAAGUCGAGACAUGAUUUUUCUUAAACUUUACACACACAGUCUGGCAAAAAAGAGUAGAAAUUAAAGUGGCAACACUGUAGUGUCGUCCCUUACAAAUCAAUCUGAGAAAAACGGGACAACACUACAGUGUUGCCACUUUUUAAUUUCUACUCUUUUUUGCCAGACUGUAUUUAGGUGAAUUAAAUUAAAUCGGUAGAAACGCAGGUCCAACGGGAUUAUGGGACCAUCUCAUUAAAAUUAAGAUGUAAAGUAAGGUUAUAUAAACCUAUUUUUUACCAUUGACUGUAUUAAACUAGACUCAGAUUGGCACUUAAAAUAAUUUUUUUAAUAAAAUAAAUAAAAUAAAUAAAUAAAUAUAUAUAUAUUAUAGGACAUUCUUACACAGAUUGACUAAGUCCCACAGUAAGCCCAAGGAGGCUUGUGUUGUGGGUUUAAUAAUAUCAGAUUUGAUAAUUUAUCCUGUAGCCACCCAGAUACCUAUAAAAAGGUCAUUCCAUUGUAUUGUAUUUUGAAUCUUUUUUUUAACAAAUUAAAAUUCUAUUUGUCUCUGCAUAUUUUACUCUGUGGGUGGCUGGCGGAUAUUAUUCGUUGAUCACAGUUUGAUUUUCGUUUUAUAUUCUUGACACAUUUUUUAUUUUAUUUUAUCUCGUUUUAUUAAAUGACAUUUUUAAUUAUGACAUUCUUAUUAACUUAGUUUUAAUUUUACUUUUAAGUUUAUAUUUAUAUUAUAAAUUAUGUAGAUGGAAGUGUAAAUCAAUACUCGUAUAUAUAGUUGGUCAAGCAAAUCUUGUCAGUAUAAAAAGGCGGCAAAUUUAAAAAAUGUAGGCGCGAAGGGAUAUCGUCCCAUAGAGAAUUUGAAUUUCGCGCCUUUUUCUACUGACAAAAUUUGCUAGACCAACUAUAUUUCUUCAGUUACGAUUUGUGAUAUUUUUUUAUAUAAAUAUAUUACUGCAUCAAAAUUCUUAGGUGAAAUUACAUAUCAUGAAAGUUAGAGAUAAAUAAAUUGUUUUAAAUACAGUCUUCGUUAAGGCAAACAUUGAAACGUUUUUUUAUGUGUAAAAGUAUUAAUUCUAUUGUAGUUUUUGUGUUGGAUAUCGCUGACACAUCAGAGUACAUGUAUAUGUUUUUUUGUCAUUAUAAAUACGUCCAGUCUUAAUCAUUAAUUUAAUAGAUAAUUGUAACAGAAUAUAGGUAUUAUUUUAAUCUUAGUAUGUAUAACUAAAUAAGUAUAUCAAAGAAUUUAGACACCAAUAUAUUUUCUAUGUUACAUAAUGCUUCCUUUCUUUAUAACUAUUAAUAACUAGCUUUUGCCCGCGACUUCGUCUGCGUGGAAUUAGUAAUUUGGGUUAAUUUUUAAACAAAUUGCUUUUUAAUCCAUCCCUUAUUUUCACCCUUAAAUUGGUCCACUCGGAAGGAUCAUGAAAAAAUCGCGUGAUUUGUAGAUGACUCCUUAUGACCAGGUCUACUACUACCUAAGAAACACCUGUAAAUUUUACUUACGUAAGUAGGGACAAAGCUAUUUGCUAGAAUGAGAUAAUGAUAUUCAUGUCUCAUUCUGUAGUAUGGCUGCAUGGCCUGCAUGUGUCCCUAUUAUACAUGGAGACUAUAUAAAGGAGCCAAAUCUCUAUGUAUGAAAAGUCUCCAUCAAAAAACAGUAAUUAGGCGGCGCCACCAUACACCGAAAUAAACAACCAACCUACGUAAUUUGGUCGGGUUAUUUGUUGCCUUAUAUGGUUCAUGUUAUACUCAUGUCCCAGAGCCUAACUAGCGCCACCGGAGAGAUUAGGAACUAUUAUUUAAAGCUGAAAGCGGUCACUUUUACAACAAUUCUGCCAUAAGAGAUUGCGAUCCUUUCUAUACCAUCCAUAGUUACGUAGUUUCAAAUGUCACUUACUAUAAUUUGUCAAAGUACUGUCUCAUUUCAAACAUAGACAGAGAGACUCAUACUGUCUUGGUCUUACUUCAACGAAAAGGAUGAGUAUAGUUUUUGUUCUUAUUUACUGCCAAUUUGGUUUGACCAACUAUAUAUGUAUAUACUCCUUCUGACUACCUCUCAGUGGUCUUCGAUUCCAGGCAUGGAGACUAUAUAAAGGAGCCAAAUCUCUAUGUAUGAAAAGUGUCCAUCAAAAAACAGUAAUUAGGAGGCGCCACCAUACACCGAAAUACUACCAAAAACAACCUACGUAAUUUGGUCGGGUUAUUUGUUGCCUUAUAUGUAUGGUUCAUGUUAUACUCAUGUCCCAGAGCCUAACUAGCGCCACCGGAGAGAUUAGGAACUAUUAUUUAAAGCUGGAAGCGGUCACUUUUACAACAAUUCUGCCAUAAGAGAUUGGCGUCCUUUCUAUACCAUCCAUAGUUCCAGGCAUAACACCCGCCUGGAGAGAGUACUCUCUAUUGCCCUCUCUACUUACUACAUACUCUCUAAUAGUCCUGUGAAUAGUCCUAAUACAAAUCAUAUCAGUUUAAUGCUGAUUUAAUGCGACCAAAGCCUUCAACCAGUCUGUAGCUGACCUUUAUGGUUAAGUUAUUAUUAACUUCUUACCGACCGCCUCAGUUUAAAGGUAGACAUAUUUUGACAUAUUUUUAGUUGAAUCGAAACAAUUAACACUUCAGUAUUUUGUAGAUUUUUACCUAAUUGU